UCUACAACCAUGGCUGUCGGUCAACUCAAGACAUCGAUCGGAUCGAUCAGGAGGAAGCCCUCUACCGCCCCAGGCCGCAAGACGAAUGGCGAAGCAGAGCUAAGCCCUCUGAAUGAGAAGACCUCACUCAUCCAUGAUCUCACACAUAUGGGUCUGAAGAACGCUGGCACGGUCGCGCAAGGCUUAACAACCAUUGUAUUUGGCGAGCCCAUUGACGAUAAAGAUCUGUUGCUUGAAAAUGGUGUGGCUGCACUACAGAAUGCCCCACCUAAUAGCGGACUUUCCACGACUGUGUCUGAAGGUUCCAUUGAGAUGCUAUACAACGACCUGCCUCACCCGCCAGUGACUCUGGCUGGGCCGACCGCCAGAUGUAGAAGACACAAUGGCGGCAACAACAACCCUUGGAAUCCCGAGAUGGGCAAAGCUGGUACUCCUUACAGUCGAAGUGUUCCUCCUCUGAGGCCUAAAGGCCCCAAUCUUCCCGGCCCCGAGCUUGUCUAUGAACAACUUCUCAAGAGAAAGGGGCCUUUCCGUGAACAUCCUUCUGGCCUCAACAGACUAUUCUUCUCCUUCGCCACAAUCGUCAUUCACGAAUGUUUUCAAACUUCUCGAACAGACCCUUGGGUCAACGAAACUUCCAGUUAUGUUGAUUUGAGCACUUUGUAUGGAAACACAGACGUCGAGCAGGAGCACAUACGCACCUACGAGAAUGGCACGAUCUUUGCAGACUCUAUCGCUUCGNAGAGGAUCAUGAUGAUGCCACCAGGAGUCAUUGCCAUCUUAGUCAUGUUCUCGCGAAACCACAACAGUGUUUCCCACUCAUUGCUCUCCAUCAAUGAAGAAGGCAAAUACAAGGAUUGGAAUACAUUGGAUCAAAAGCAGAGAACUGAACAAGAUAAAGAUAUCUUCCAGCUUGCUCGCAAUAUCAAUGUCGGCUUCUUCGCAACGGUCGUCCUGAAAGACUACGUCGCAGCCAUCUUGAACACCCCAAGGGCCAACUCCGAAUGGUCUCUAGAUCUCGGUGCUGAGAUUAAGCAAGCUGGUACACGGAUUGAGCGUGGUACUGGCAACGAGACUGCUAGGGCUGCGGAGCUUCUUUAUGNNGCCACAUCGACAACCUUGAGCUGUAUCCGGGACUUAUGGCCGAAGUCACGAAGCCUCCCAUGGCCGGCAGUGGCGUCUAUCCAGACCACUGGUCGUGGCAUCCUCGACGACGCUGUCGCGCUGGUCAGAGAUCGCUUCCUCUCUUAUGAUUCCAACAGUUCGACUCUGACCAACUGGGGUGUGGCCAAACUCAAUGUCUCUCCUCCAGGAGCUUAUGGAGGUAUGCUGCCGCAGUUGCUUCUCUCCGGACUACCCAACGCCUUCACUGGCACUUCUCCUACGCUCUGCUGCCGUUCUAAAUACCAAAAGCCGCAGCAGGCAUUCUCAAAGGCAACGGAACCGCGAAGCGAUAGAGCCAUCGCCUCUGUCCACACGCAAGAAGGUUGCAAGAAGAUCUUCGAAGACCGUGAAAACUUCCGCGUCAUACAAUGCACAGAUGGUCAUGACUUCAUGAUUGGAUGGGAUCAACAGAAGAAGCACGAUGAUAGGUCAAAGAUUCUCCACAGGGUGUUCUUCGAAGAGAGUUUCGAAGCGAACGUCACGACAUUCUUCCGUAAGAAUGUCGCACAGCUCAUCUCGAAGAGUUCACUCAAGUAUCAGGGUACCAGACGCUCCAUUGAUAUUGUCCGAGACGUCACCAAUGUCACGCCUGUCCUGUGGCUGACAGAACGAUUUGCAAUUCCCCUUAAGACUAAGGAGAACCCUCGAGGCAUGUUGUCGAUUCCUGAGCUCUUCGGCAUCUACUUGGUUUUGUUCAUGUACCAGAGCUUCAAUAUUCAACCGCUCGUUGAGACUGAGGAUACUCAGAAUCAGAAGUCAGGGGCCUACGCAUCAACCANNUCUUCAUCUACCAGUUCCCUGGACAUGAUUGAGGGCAGUGAUGACCUGGAAUAUUUCUUCGAUGAUCAAUACACCAAGGAGGAACUCUUGGAUGCUGGCUAUCCCAAUGGUAUCAGUGAGGACUCCCGUGUAUUUCAAACGCAAGGCGCUACGAAGGUCGCACCAGUAUUGCGCAAGAUUCUACAUGCUCAUCUCCAGACCCAACAGGGUUACAAAGAGACAGUCGUGGACCGGCUCGCAAAGGGAACAGCAUACGAAGUUGGUCCAGACGCAGUCCGCAUAUACAAUGCCUUGAACCCGACAAAGCUUCCCAUCGGUGAUCUGGUUGGAGAUUGCAUCGGCAUAGGUGCUCCAGUCGCAGGUAACAUAACUCAACAAGCAUCCCUGCUCAUUGAUCUGUUCCUCAGCCCUGAUUACGAAGUGUACAAAGAUCGCAUCGUCGAACUUGCUCACAGAGAUGACCCGGCGUCGGAGCGCGAGCUUCAAGGGUUUGUCUACGAGGGUAUGCGUCACGCCGGCGUAGUUCCAGGUCUAUCUCGCGUAGCGUCUCAAGAUGUUACCGUAAUGGACGGCACUCGUGGACCUGUCCAUAUCGAGGCUAACCAAACCGUUCUUAUUGCAACAUCCAAAGCAUCAAUGGAUCCUGUGGCAUUCCCGAACCCAGAAAAGUUGGAUCCUCACCGUCCAUUCAGCUCCUACAUCCUUCUUGGCCACGGCUUGCACUUCUGCUUUGGCGCAAGAUUGGUUGGAGUAUCGUUGGCUGCUACGUUGAAGGAAGUGUUCAAGUUGAAGAAUUUUAGACGUGCAAAAGGUCAUGCCGGACAAUUCUCCAUUGUCGAGCACGAAGUUGCUGGGGUGAAGAUGAGACAGUAUCUCGAUGCUUCAUCGAAGGAGUCUCCAAUUCCUACCACGCUCACUCUGGAGUAUGACGAGUGA
Molecule: messenger RNA, 2880 nt
Organism: Aureobasidium vineae
Lineage: Eukaryota; Fungi; Ascomycota; Dothideomycetes; Dothideales; Saccotheciaceae
Source: the annotation of a GenBank genome assembly